Messenger RNA from Durusdinium trenchii, 1648 nucleotides. The record is from the annotation of a GenBank genome assembly. Lineage: Eukaryota; Dinophyceae; Suessiales; Symbiodiniaceae.
AGUUUGGCUCAAACCUGGAUUGACCAGGGCGAGUGAUAGGUUCGGCCUGCGCCAAUGGAGCAGCGGCCCUGCCAGUAUGACAGAAACCACUCAGGCAAGUGGGUUGAGCAAGGAGCCGUGGCGAAGCUCAGCCUCUUGGCUCUCGACGACCGUCGUGGUCCUAUCGCCCGGGUGUCAUUGCCACCGUUCUUCUACAGCGAGAUGAUCGCCCCAUUUCUGAGUUUCCAUGGCCCAGUUCCUGACCAGCUCUAUGUCAUUGGCGGUCGUGACAACAACCAGGAGCCGCUGGAUGUGGUCGAGAUGUUCGACGCGUGGAAUGGAAGGUGGGUCACGUGCCCAGGAAUGCUGGCCAGGAGGGCAGGAUGUGCCGCAGCAGCUUUGCCCAACGGCUGCUUGAUGGUUUGUGGAGGCUAUGAUGAACAAGGCAUUGUCCGGGGCGUUCUGGACAGCUGCGAGGUGUUUAACCCACUUCAGCAGCGAUGGUCAAAGACGGGUGCAGCCUUACUAAGAGCGCGGUGGGGCCAUGGCUGCUCAGUCUUAGGGUCGGAAGUUUAUGCUGUUGGUGGUUGUGCCCUCCUACCAGGCUCUUUGAUUGGAGAGGAGCUGAUGGAGACCUUGCGCAGUUGUGAGGCGUAUGACGUGACCACCGAUUCGUGGCGAAUUGCUCCGAGCCUCAAUGUGGCUCGUGCGGGUGCAAGGGUUGUGACCAUUGCUGGUGGCAAGUUGGCCGCUGUGGGUGGUUGCGAUGACGUCUUUGGAAGGGCAGAGAUGCUUGCGAGUGUGGAAAUCUUGAAGCAAGGGAAUAGCAACUGGGAGCUCCUGGAUACACAGCUUGGUGUCCCCAGGACCACGGCUGCAGCAGUGGCUCUCGAUGCUGAAAGGAUCCUAGUGAUGGGCGGUGCACCCUCAUUGUCAUCAGCAGAGGUCUACCAUGUCCAGAAGAAAGCGCAGGAAGAUCAAGGAGAGGUUGGGUGCGCCAGCCAGAUCCAGAUCGGAGACAUGGCAGAAGGCCGCAUGGGCUGCCAAGCUGUAGUGAUGCGACUGCCAGCACCUGGAAAGACCUUCCCAACUUGUACACGGCAAUGUGUCGUGGUGGUCGGUGGAGAGAAUGGAGACGAGGACUGGGAAGAUGAAGGUGCUACUCUGGCAAGGCAGUUUAGCACUGUUCUGGUCUUCGAUGCGGAGGAGGGUGUUUGGCGACCGACAGACGCACUUUGAAAGCAAGAAGCUGUCCAGGCCUUUCCACACUUGCCGACACCGCGAACAGCGAUGGCGCUUUGUGUGGCUCCGGGAUUAGUGGUCGGCCAUUGCCACUAAGCUCCAAGCCAUUCCGCCUAGUGGGGACCUUUAGCUUGCUCAAGCAAGCCAGCCAUAUACCAAAACAUCAAGGGCGCUACCGUUCUUUUUUUGACUCCUAUUGGUUCCAAACAAUUGAGCUUGCUGUUGUCCUUGUUGUUUUGGGAUGCCUGGUUCUGUGAGUGGUCCCCUUACCUCGUCACUCUGAGCCGUCCUGGGCCCUGCCCUGGAACUCGGUCAACUUUCUAUCGUGCACUGUGUCUGCCAAUGGCAGAGCUGGAGCCACGACAUGGGACACCCCUCCGCACCGUGUGACACGCUGCCAUGUGACACGCAUCAAGUGCUUCAAACG